AUGUACUUGAGUGCUGAAGACACGUCCUCUCCGGAUGAUGUAAACAACCUUGUCAGCGAGUUCAACACAAAACUGGCGGCUAUAGUUGAUAAACAUGCUCCUGUCAGGACCAGAGUUCGUAGACCAAGAACAACAUCUCCAUGGCACACGGCAGAGAUCAGAGAAGCCAAAAGUACUCGGAGAGCUGCAGAACGGCAGUGGAGGAAGUCGCAGCUGGAGAUUCACAGACAGAUCUUCAAUGCUUGCAGGCACUCUGUGAACAAUCUCAUUCGUACAGCCAAAGCUGAAUAUAUCAAUGCUGAACUCACAGGCAGUUCUAAUAAUCCACAGAAGAUGUUCUCUAUCCUACACGGUUUACUCGGAAAACAGUCAACUGCAGCACUUCCUCAUGGUGCAGAUGCUCACCUAGCAUUAGAAUUUUACAGCUACUUUCUGGACAAGAUCAGCAACAUCUGCCAACAGUUUGAUUCUGAUAUGGACAACGAACCAUCUCCUCAAUACACGGGCACCAAGUUUAGUUCAUUCCGGGUUGUAACAGAAAAUGAAGUCCGUAAAACCAUCCUCGAGGCCAUACCAACAUCGUGCAGCCUAGAUCCUCUACCCACCAAGUUCAUGUUGAAGAUCCUGGACGUUGUCCUACCCACCAUCACAGAUAUAAUCAAUGUCAAUGACUCGCAAGUACAGAACAGCUUUAAGCCAACACCCAUCAGUGAAUCUGAAGCAAAACAUGCAAUGCAACAGUGCAUUGCUGAUGUCAGUACAUGGAUGGAAAAGAACAAGCUGAAACUCAAUUCAGACAAAACGGAGGUGAUUUUGUUUGGACCUCCAUCCAGGUUACGGAAAUGUACUUUGGAUCAUCUGUCUAUCGGGUCAGCUGACAUCACCUUCAAGUCAUCUGUCAAGAACCUUGGUGUGUACCUUGACUCCUCGCUGUCCGUGGAAGAUCACGUGAGCCACUGCUGCAAGCUGAUGAUGACUCGGAAGGACGUGGACCAAGGGUACGCCUGGGUAGCUCUGGCAGCAGCUGUCUCUAUUCAGCUUCUAGCAGGACUUGUUGCCUUUUCAUCAGGAGUCAUCAACAUCGCCAUCAUGCAAGAGGUGGAGAAUGACAUCACGAAAACAUCAUGGAUAGGUUCAACUCUAAUUGGAUCUUACACAUUACUCGGACCAUUAGCUGGUAUGGUUCAACACCGAAUUGGGUCUAAACUGACGGCGUUCGCCGGAGGAACGCUUGCACUCCUGGGGAUGACCAUUGCAUCGUUUUGUCAAACAAUCGUAGGGCUGAUCUUCACGUAUGGAAUGAUGGCGGGGUUUGGAUUGUGUCUCGGUGCCAAUGUCGUCGGCGUCAUCCCUGGACAAUACUUUGAGAAGAAGAGACCCGCUGCCUAUGGAUUGUGCAUGGUAGGAGGAGGUAUGGGUCUGUUUGUGGCUGGCCCCCUUGCACGGCAUCUACUGGACGAGUACAAACUGCAUGGGACACUACUCAUAAUUGGUGCUAUUGCAUUUCACAUGUGCGUUGCAGCAUCCCUCAUACGUAAACCACCACUGUCCAUCAGAACUAUUGAAAUUGAGCAAGAAAAUCAAGACGAAUCGGUCAAGAAGAUUGAUGCAUUGGUGGAAGAUGCUUUCUGUCCGAGAAGUCUGCACUCAGGCAUUGAAAACGGAACAACUGUGGCGUCGUCACAACGCUUGGAAAAUUCUGAUGAUCAGCUAACAAAAACUCCCUUUCUUCAUAAAACAAUCUGUUCCAGCAUUUCAAUUGAAAAGGAAAUCUCAAAACAGUGUUGCCACAAAUCAACAUGUAGUGUUCUAAAAAGUCUUUCUAACAAAUCGUUCCUUCUGUAUAACACAACCAUCAUUUUCUGGUCAUUAGGUGACGCUGCGUGCAUAUUCCACUUACCAAAUUAUGCAGAGGUGAUGGGAAGUUCUCCAACAGCAGCUUCAAAUCUGUUAAGUGCACUGGGUGCCGGCGGGGUCUUUGCGAGGUUUAUUAUAGGACUUUGGGCCUCCGAUUCCAGCAUGGAAUUUUCAGUGCUCCAAGUGGGUUUCCUUGGCAUUACUGGGGUGAUUACAGUUCUGUUUCCUCUGAUGUCGGAUACCUACCGCUGGCAACUUGGUUUUAGUUUCUUCUACGGGGUUUACAGUCAUGGCACGAAUUCCUUAAUGGGUCCCUUCGCAAUAGAGCUGGCGGGUUUGGCGACCGUUGCUGUUGGAUUUGGAGUGGUAUACUUCUCAUGUGGAGUUGGAUACCUUCUUGGACCUGUCAUCGCGAGUUUCAUUUACGAAAGCUCGGGGUUGUACGAUUAUACGUUCAUUUUUGCAGGUAUAUGUUUCCUGUUGAGUUCUAUAUCAACAGCAGCAGUAACGGUGUGUAGGAAGAGAAGAGAAUUCUGAAAGAACCUUCAAAGUGUCUACUUAAACAACAUACUCUGUGACUGAAGAUCAAGAAAAGUGUGAAACAAUGCUCAGUUGUAUAGGGGUAACGCUGCUUUUCAGGGCAUUAUCAUUAGUAGAAGCCCUAGGUCGUCAAUAACUGCCCGACGAAAGAGGGCAGUUGAAAAACCGUGGGCUUCUGGAAAUUAUGUUGCUCCGAAAACAGUGUACCCCUAUUACAGCGAAAAUGGAUGGAAUUUGUGUUAAAAAAAGACAGUGAUUAUCUGUAUUUUUUCUACUUGGCUUGUCUCUUGCAAUAAUUUACCAUGGAACGCUGCAAUUAGGUUUAGGUUAGGCUUUAUAUGCAUCAAUGAGUAGAUUUAAUGACAUAUUAUAUACUGAACAUGUUCUGUUUGUAUUGCACAGAGCAAUAUUCCAGCUUUAUGACGACGGUA
Messenger RNA from Haliotis rubra (blacklip abalone), 2828 nucleotides. Its product is annotated as monocarboxylate transporter 12-like. Gene Ontology annotation, biological process: monocarboxylic acid transport; transmembrane transport. The coding region runs from base 1 to 2394 and encodes 797 amino acids. Gene Ontology annotation, molecular function: monocarboxylic acid transmembrane transporter activity. NCBI's taxonomy places the organism in Eukaryota, Metazoa, Mollusca, Gastropoda, Lepetellida, Haliotidae. The record is from RefSeq and is a predicted model, not a curated record. The transcript has 8 exons.